This is a messenger RNA of Anolis carolinensis (green anole), 1553 nucleotides long. RefSeq names its product deleted in malignant brain tumors 1 protein. The record is from RefSeq and is a predicted model, not a curated record. Gene Ontology annotation, cellular component: cell surface. Lineage: Eukaryota; Metazoa; Chordata; Lepidosauria; Squamata; Anolidae. The transcript has 4 exons. The coding region runs from base 52 to 1026 and encodes 324 amino acids.
UUUACAUUUUCUCUCCACCGUCUUUUAGCACUUUCGUGUUCUGGAGACUUCAUGAGUGCGCACAUCAGCAGACACUAUCUUCAGUUAAAAGGCUAUAAUGCAUGGGAAGUAUAUCUAAAUUCAUCAGACUCCCGCUGUAGACCUCAGAUUACACGUGAAUAUGUUGUCUUCAACAUACCAUACAGUGGUUGUGGCACUAAAAGACAAGAGAGCAAUAAUGAUACCAUUGUUUACUCCAACAACAUCAAGACAUCACCCUUUGAUGAAGAUAAUAUUAUUACAAGAAAGACAGACAUGAUAUUUCACAUCAAAUGUGAAAUGAAUGAGAACAUCAUGGUAGAAACAAUGUUUGUUGUCAAAAAUUCUGUUGACAUUACUGAAAAACAUCACGGCCAUUAUGAAAUGACUCUUGGAUGCUAUGAGUCGGCAUCUUUCUCCCAUAAAGUUUAUGGCUUUCCCUACUAUGUUUCAAUGGAUCAGGAGUUAUUCUUUGAAGUUAUUCUCAACAAUUCCGAUCCAAACCUUAUACUGUUUUUAGACACAUGCAAAGCAUCUCCAUACGCUCAUGACUUUGAAAAUUUGACCUAUCCCUUAAUUGAACAUGGGUGUGUACGAGAUUCUACCUACAAAAAUCUGCCUUCACCAAACAAGAAUACAGCUCGCUUCAGUUUCAAUUCCUUUAAGUUUGUCGACCAACACAAUGAAAUUUUUUUGCAAUGCAAGCUGGUUGUAUGCAUGGCAAAUGAUUACUCUUCCCGGUGCUAUCAGGGGUGCUUAAGCAGAAAAAAGAGGAACGUAGAUGAAGAUCAGAGCAAAGUGGAUGUUGUUGUGGGACCAUUCAAGCUACAGGAAAAAUUUCAAGAAGACAAAAGACAGGAAUUGGUGAAAAAUGUGAAUCCAGGGAAGGAUGAAGCUUUCAGUCCGCUUACUGUUGCUACUGUAGUUUUGGCAGCUAUGGUCUUUGUGCUGUCUGGCUUUCUUCUAAACAGUAGACUGAGAAGAAGAAAAUAUCAACAAAUUUACUGAUGCCAAUACGUUGUUUAUGUAAACAGGCUAUAAAAGUUUAUUAAGCACUUUCUACAUAGAUUUUGAAAAUGCACCUGUAAAAUGUACUUUUGAAAGUAUUUGUUUUUUUUUCCUACAGUAAAUUCUUGAGCAUCACAUCAACAAGAUGGACCUAGUUAUUGUAUAGGUUGUAACAUCAACCACAACCAUGUUAAGUCAAAGUAUUGGUAUUUAAAGAUUUGUUCUGAUAAAAAAAAUUGUAACUCCAUGGCUUGUAAAAUUGUGACCUUCAAGAUGUUGUUGGAAUGGACUGGAAUUUCAGUCAUGCCUCAUGAUCAAACUUGAGGUACAUGCUGUCCUGAAACAUCUUAAGGUCCACAAAUUUACUGCUUUCGUGGUUAUGUUGAUUUUUUUAAUUAUUUUUUUUUGCUGAAUGUCAUUAUGAAAUUUUGGCUGACAUCCCCUCUGUAUUGUAUUAAAGUUCUGUGUCUAAUGCAAAUUUUGUCAUUAUAAUUCUACAUUCAAAUAACAUAUGUGAUAACUACAUA